AUGUGGUUAAUACAGAUCUCUAUGGGUCAGGGACAGGCUGAUGUGGCCUUAGCUACACUCAGAGAAUGUUCCCGAAAUGGAGACUGGCUUUGCCUGAAAAACCUUCACCUUGUCACUUCAUGGCUACCCCUUCUGGAAAAAGAGCUAAAUGUGCUACAUCCCAAAGCAGGCUUCCGUCUCUGGCUGACAGCAGAAGUUCACCCCAGAUUUCCUCCCAUACUGCUGCAGUCCAGCCUUAAGAUCACUUAUGAGCGAUCUGGCUUUCCAGUAAUUUUUGUACUUAUUCCCUCUCCUCUGUGCUUUAUCCAGGGCUGGACUAAGUUCUAUGAGUUUUCUUUGUCUGACCUUCGUGCUGGAUUUGAGAUCAUCGACAGGCUUUUUGAAGGUGGUAAACCUUUCCAGUGGGAGUUUGUUCACGGCCUGCUGGAGAGCGCAAUCUAUGGUGGCCGCGUCGACAACCCCUCGGACCUCCGCAUCUUGCGCUCCUACCUGGAGCAGUUCUUCUCUGUACAUCUCCUCUCGUCCUCCCUCUCAGUUGGUCAGAGAAAGAGCAGAGUGGGAGCACGCAACUUUCCAUCUCAGAUCAGCCUCCCAAACUCUUGCUCUAUAUUGGACUACCGCAGCGUAAUUGAGAAUCUCCCAGAGGAUGACAGACCUGCAUUCUUUGGUCUGCCUGCUAACAUAGAGAGAUCCUCUCAGAGAAUCAUCAGCUCCCAGGUUAUUUCCCAGCUGCGAGUCCUGAGCCGCUCGGUAGCAACAGGUUCAAAGUUCGACAGAGAGCUCUGGCUGAAUGGACUUUCACCGGUCCUCAACUUGUGGAAGAAACUCAACCAGGGUUCUACUCUGAUCCACCAGAAGGUGGCCCCGCCUACAGAAGGUCACAGGUCACCUGUACUGUCAUUCAUCGCUCUGGAACAGUUCAACGCCAUCCGCUUGGUGCAGAGCAUCCACCAAUCCCUGGCUGCCCUGAGCAAGGUCAUCAGAGGGACACAACUGCUAACUCCUGAAGUCCAAAAGCUGGCCACUGCCCUGCUCAAUCAAGAGUGUCCUUUAACAUGGCAGAAUAAAUGGGAGGGACCAGAAGAACCAAUGCAGUACCUCAGAGCUGUAGUAACACGGGCUCUUGCGAUACAGAGUUGGGUGGAGCGUUCAGGCAGACAGGCUCUUCUGUCAGACACCCUAGAUCUAGCUGAGCUCUUCCACCCUGACACCUUCCUCAAUGCUUUGAGACAGGAAACUGCCAGGUCCAUGGGUUGUUCUAUGGACAGUUUGGUGUUUGUCUCAUCGUGGAGGAGUCCCAUUAUGCAGGCCAAGCUACAAGUCAAGAUUGGAGGUCUCCAGUUGGAGGGUUGUAGCUUUGACGGUGUUUAUCUUUGUGAGAAUCAACAUGACUCUCCCAGUGUGUCAGCUGUCCCACCCUGCUACAUGGCCUGGGUUUCACAGAACUCUGCUGCUGACUCCGCUGCAUCAGAGGAGAGUAUCUGGCUGCCUCUGUACACAAGCUCAGAGAGGGUGAAGGUGGUUACGCACAUCUGUCUGCCCUGCGGAACAAACUCCAACCAGUGGAUACAGACUGGAGCAGCGCUCUUUCUCAAACAGCAGUGAAAGGAUGCCAUCUUGGUGAGGGCGAGCACCUAGAGAAAAUAACAACAGGGGCUUUUGUUGAGCACUGAAGCCUCAGGUGAAGAUAAUAUUCUCAUGAAAGGCAGAUGUCACUGGGGCAGCAAAUAACAGGACAUAUUAUUAACGUUCUGAAAUGUCCGGCUCUGAUUCCGACACCACAAUUUUCUUUGUAAGCAACUUAGCUUGGUGACCAAAAACUUAUAGACGUAGUUACUUUAUGUCACUAUCAUUUGCAUAAUACGGUAAAAGGGAAAGCACCACAGGACAAGAAAACAGUUUGCAAGUACUUGAUUUUGCAGCCACUUGCUUUUUGAUUUAACAACACUAAUACUUAAAAAGUCCUUUCUUUUCCCGUCAUGGACCACACAACAAAUGGAGCAACAAUAACAUCUCAGGCUGUAACAAGCUUUGAUACCUCUGAGUUCUCCUACUGUUAGUCCCAUAAAACACUACUCAACUCAUCUUAUACAUUUCAUAAAUUAGUGUAAAACUGCACAUUAGUAAUUCUUAGUUUCUUGUGUAAAUAGCUUGUGCAGAAAGCAACGGUAUCGAAAUUUCAUGUAUUUUGCUCAAAGUAUUUGCCUUGAAUGUUUGUUUCAUAGUUAUUCUGUUGCCUGAGUGUAUUUUUGGACCAUAUUUAUUCAAAAUAAAAAUUAAACAAAUGUCA
Molecule: messenger RNA, 2290 nt
Organism: Micropterus dolomieu (smallmouth bass)
Lineage: Eukaryota; Metazoa; Chordata; Actinopteri; Centrarchiformes; Centrarchidae
Product: cytoplasmic dynein 2 heavy chain 1-like
Exons: 15
Coding region: 1-1605 (534 amino acids)
Biological process (GO): microtubule-based movement
Cellular component (GO): dynein complex
Molecular function (GO): dynein intermediate chain binding; dynein light intermediate chain binding; minus-end-directed microtubule motor activity
Source: RefSeq, a predicted model, not a curated record